AUGUCCCUAACCGAUGAGCUGGAGAGCCACUUCUCUGCAACCCCCUACAUGGUGACGGACACCAGUGAGAGCAGCCUGUUCAGAAUCAGACCCAAUGCCUCCACGAACACCACCGGGGCCAGCAUGGCAGCCGCUGGUUCCAUGGAGGACAUGAUCGCCAUCUGCACCAUUGGGACCAUCCUCUCCCUGAUGUGCGUGAUUGGGGUGACCGGCAACGUCUACACCUUGCUGGUGAUGUGCCACUACCUGCGAUCAUCUGCCUCCAUGUAUAUUUACAUCAUCAACCUCGCUCUGGCAGACCUCCUCUACCUUCUCACCAUCCCCUUCAUCGUUGGGACCUACUUCAUCCAGAAAUGGUACUUUGGGGACGUUGGCUGUCGCAUCCUGUUCAGUCUGGACUUCCUCACCAUGCACGCCAGCAUCUUCACCCUUACAGUCAUGAGCACAGAGCGCUACUUUGCUGUGCUGAAGCCCCUGGACACAGUGAAGAGGUCCAAGAGCUACCGAAAGGCCAUUGCUGUUGUCAUCUGGCUGGUAUCGCUGCUGCUCACUCUCCCAAUGCUCAUCAUGAUCCAGUUGGUGCAAAGGGACAACAAAAGCAUCUGCCUGCCCACCUGGAGCAAGCUGUCCUACAAAGUCUAUCUCACCAUCCUCUUUGGCACCAGCAUCGUGGGCCCAGGGGUAAUCAUUGGCUACCUCUACAUCCGACUAGCUAAGAUUUACUGGGUGUCGCAAACAGCAUCCUUCAAGCAGACCAAGCGGCUGCCGAACCAAAAGGUGCUCUAUUUAAUCUUCACAAUCGUGCUGGUGUUCUGGGCUUGCUUCUUGCCUUUCUGGAUAUGGCAGCUCCUCUUCCAGUAUUAUGAAUCCUUCCCUUUAUCUCCCAAGGUGAUGAAGAACAUUAAUUACCUGACAACCUGCCUGACCUACAGCAACAGCUGUAUCAACCCCUUCCUCUACACCCUGCUCACCAAAAACUACCGGGAGUACCUGAAGAACAGACAGCGGACCCUCAGCAGCAGCAGUGGGUACUUCCAAAGAAGGAAUCGGUUUCAGAGGAUUUCGGGGAGAUCCCUGUCCACAAGCAGCCAGCACUGCACAGAGACAUACGUUCUUGCUCAUGCUCCUUUGGGAAACAGCAGUGCCUGA
Messenger RNA from Cygnus atratus (black swan), 1149 nucleotides. Its product is annotated as urotensin-2 receptor-like. NCBI's taxonomy places the organism in Eukaryota, Metazoa, Chordata, Aves, Anseriformes, Anatidae. Gene Ontology annotation, biological process: neuropeptide signaling pathway; regulation of blood pressure; blood vessel diameter maintenance. Gene Ontology annotation, molecular function: urotensin II receptor activity. The record is from RefSeq and is a predicted model, not a curated record. The transcript has a single exon. Gene Ontology annotation, cellular component: membrane. The coding region runs from base 1 to 1149 and encodes 382 amino acids.